Abrus precatorius (Indian licorice) is the source of this 2412-nucleotide messenger RNA. RefSeq names its product BEL1-like homeodomain protein 9. Gene Ontology annotation, biological process: regulation of transcription by RNA polymerase II. Gene Ontology annotation, molecular function: DNA-binding transcription factor activity, RNA polymerase II-specific; RNA polymerase II cis-regulatory region sequence-specific DNA binding. Bases 1 to 2412 code for a protein of 803 amino acids. The record is from RefSeq and is a predicted model, not a curated record. The transcript has 4 exons. Lineage: Eukaryota; Viridiplantae; Streptophyta; Magnoliopsida; Fabales; Fabaceae.
AUGAGCGGUUCAAGACCUGAGUGUCACGUAGCACAGGAAAUUCGGCGUGAGAAAUUGAGAAUCCAUAACAGUUCGCAGCAUUUACACGAAUUCCCUAGCAAUCUGGAACAGUUAUCGUUACACCCGGGGUUUAACUUGGGUCUUGUUGAAGUGAGGAAUGUUAGAAAUGCCAACAUGCUUGAUGAACCUGAGCCUGCUGUUUUUUCCUCAGAAAUGCCAAACUUUUCGACGGCUUCGAACCCUUUGGGUGCUCCAAGGAACGCGUUGGAGUAUCAUCAAGAACUAGGUGCAGCUGAACCGAGUAGUAGGCUAAUGAUGAAUAAUCAAUAUGGUUCAUUUCCCCAUUCCAUCUCUGCUAUUCAUUCUUCCCAAAAAGAACAGUGUGAACUUCGUAAUUUUGGAAAUUGGAGGAACAGUGCCUCCCAUCAAGGUUCUGAUUGGUUCGUAAAUUAUGCGAGCAGUUCUCUUGUCAAUGGAAGCAAUGCGAUUGCUAACUCUUUUUUGGUUUCUGAGCUCGACAAUGUGGCUGGUUACAAUGAACUUAAUGUACAGUUUGGCAAUGCAUCUGAUGAAAUGGGUGGUACAGAAAUUCAUAAGCAAUUAGGUGGGUCGCAGAAUCCUCCUCCUUCUUCAUCUCCGUUGUUUCAAAAUGCUUUGCAAGAUAUUGUGAAAUCAGCUUCUAUCAGUGCCCACGGGCAAGACAUGGCUUCCCUGACGCAACAAAAUGGUCACGGCGUUUGGGUGGGGAAUGCGAGCGGAGUUGAGAUUCAACCAAGUUAUGUAAAUCAGCCAAAUCAGUUGCGUUUUGGGUGGACAAAUCGAACAAUUGACAAUACUAUGAUGAAUGAUUCAAAUCCUCAAAGCUUAUCCUUGUCACUUUCCUCGAACGCACAAUCCAAGCCUUCUGUUUCUCAGAUUGAAGAAAGGUCUGCAUCAGAUGACCUUCAAUCUGGGUGUGGCAAUAUUUCAAAGGAUCCUCAAUGUUUGAAGCAUAUGAAAUCUAUUGUGAAGCCAUCUAUGAUUUCUAGAGAUUGUGGGAAAUCAUUAUUUCAAGACACGGUGGGGAUGCAUUCAAAGAGUACUAGUUAUAGAAAUGUGGGUCCCCUUGGUCCUUUCACCGGGUAUGCUACUAUUCUGAAGAAUUCAAGGUUCUUAAAGUCUGCUCAACAGUUGUUAGAUGAGAUUUGUUGUUUUUCUGAUUCAAAAUUAGCGAAAGCAUGUGAUGUUUCAGAGAGAGUCUAUGGAGAAGUUAGUGCUUCUACUUCUAUUGAUACUGUAACUGUGAAUGAAACUGGGGUUACUGCAAUAGGUUGCAAUUCAGGUUCUUCACCGUCUAUGUUGUAUAUAUCAAAGGAAAAUAGAGCUGUUUGGGGAGUUGGAAGUAGCUUUGGCCUUUCUUCGCGGCUGGAUUAUCAACAAAAGAAAGCAAAGCUUCUGUACAUGCAAGAGGAGGUUACCAGGCAAUGCAAGCAGUACCAUCAACAAAUGCAAAUGGUUGUUUCAUCCUUUGAAUCAGUAGCGGGUCUCAGUUCUGCUACCCCUUACAUAUCCUUGGCUCUCAAAUCAGUGUCAAAGCACUUCAAGUGCCUAAAACAUUCUAUCUCAGAACAACUCAAACUUAUAAGCGAAGUGUUAGGAGAGGAUUCUUCAAUACCCAAAACAAGUACAAGUAGUAAAGGUGACACUAAUGUGGCAAGGCUAAGAUGCAUGGACCAAAGCUUUCAAAAGAGCAAAUGUGGGAGGGGUACUACAGACUUUCUUGAACCACAACAGCAUGUGUGGAGGCCCCAAAGAGGCUUACCAGAACGUGCAGUGGCAAUUCUUAAAGCUUGGCUAUUCGAGCAUUUCCUUCAUCCUUACCCUACAGACACUGAUAAACACAUGCUAGCAACUCAAACAGGUCUUUCACGAAACCAGGUAUCAAAUUGGUUCAUAAAUGCUAGAGUCCGCGUGUGGAAGCCGAUGGUUGAGGAAAUACACAUGCUUGAAACAAAAGUAACAGGCCCCAAGGAGAACAGUAAUGAAAACGUUCAAACUACUAGCACUGAAGGUGAUACCAGCCAGCCAAGAGUGGAUAAGCCUUUGAGCAAGUUUUGUGGUAUGAAUCCAGUACCUGAAAACCAGUUUCCGAGUUUGGAAAUGAGCUCAUCCAUAGCUACCAAUACAGAAGAAGAAUGGAGUCAAGAGAAACGGUCAAAAUUGGAAUGCCAAGUGACAUCAAACAUUGAUGGUACAAUGAUGGGUUUUAUCCCAUAUCGACGUGGUGGACUUGAGGUUGGGGGAAUUGGGUCUGUGUCACUAACACUGGGUCUUACGCAUGGCGUUGAAGGUGUACAACACCAACAACAAUUGCAAGAGGAGCAUCUUAGACAUCACCUUGGAGGGCACAUGAUACAUGACUUUGUAGGCUGA